AUGGAUGUUCUACUGCAGACCUACAAGGUGCUAGUCCUGCCGCGGGUGACAGAGGGUCCCUUGUCCCUGGGCCUCCAGAGCUGUGACAGUGGCAGCAUGGAGCAGCAGGUCCCCAGGAUAGACCCAAAGCCCCUGACCUCUAACGUCUACUCCACCUGGGAGAGGAGGCUACUCACCUGGCUCAACCUGCACUACCACAGCAUGAGGACUACCGUCUGGAGCCCACUCACCUCUACAGGAGACGUCCCACCAGCCCGCUGGGUGGUGAACUUUGACCUGGACCUGGCAGACGGCCUGGUUCUGGCUGCUGUGCUGGCUGCCUACUGUCCCUUUCUGAUCCCCAGUCAUCUCCAGAGGAUGUACACCAGCAUCAGCCGCCUGGAACAGAACCUCCACAACAGUAUCAUCCUCAGCCAGGCCUUCACACUGCUCUGCCUGGACAUAGACAUCCAGCCCACAGAGCUGUCAGACUCUAACCCUGUUCUGAUGUUGAUGCUGUGUGUUUACCUGUAUGAGACGCUGCCCCAGUACCGUCCCAGGAGAACCAUCACCCUGUCUGGCAGCCUGCACCACACCUUCACCAAGCAGGCAGGUCUCUCUCUCUCCAUCACACAGCACUAG
This is a messenger RNA of Oncorhynchus gorbuscha (pink salmon), 621 nucleotides long. Its product is annotated as cilia- and flagella-associated protein 47-like. Gene Ontology annotation, molecular function: protein binding. Lineage: Eukaryota; Metazoa; Chordata; Actinopteri; Salmoniformes; Salmonidae. The transcript is spliced from 4 exons. The record is from RefSeq and is a predicted model, not a curated record. The coding region runs from base 1 to 621 and encodes 206 amino acids.